This is a messenger RNA of Drosophila ananassae, 1865 nucleotides long. RefSeq lists its product as uncharacterized. The transcript has 3 exons. NCBI's taxonomy places the organism in Eukaryota, Metazoa, Arthropoda, Insecta, Diptera, Drosophilidae. The record is from RefSeq and is a predicted model, not a curated record. Bases 126 to 1403 code for a protein of 425 amino acids.
GUGACAUUGUUUAAAUUAUUUCUCGAAUAGACGCACUUUUGGUGGAAUGAACCGUUUGUAAACAACGUAAAAAUGGAUAAAGUCAAUUAAACUGAAAAGUACAAACCUUAAAUAAGACUGGAAUCAUGCUACAAGAGAGCAAUAAUGAGUUUGUGGCACUCUCAGAUGUGGUACGGAAACAAUACGUUCUUUAUUUAGAGCGGCAGUUACAGGAGAAUGUUAAAGCCUGGGCGGCGAAAUCUCGAAACCAUCACAAACCCACUGCUUUGGCCUGGAUACCGCAGAGCGUGAUUCAACUGGAGGACAAGGCGUUGAAGGCAUGCAUGGCGGCACAAGUGUACCAAAGAGCAAUGGUCAAGAUGAUAGCCGUCGUAAGGAAAAACACUCAGGAAUGCCGGCUUGCCAAUAUUAUUUUUGACCAAAUUCAAUCUCAAGCUAGUCCUGUUAAAGGCGUGGAUGCGUCCAUCAAGCGCCACCAACUAGAAGAUAAGACCACGCAGACGGUUUGGAAUGAAUCUUAUAAUGGGUAUUUGUCUCAAACCGAGAGGGAUGAAUUUGGUAGCCAUGAACUCCAGCGAAAAAUCGAUUUAUUCCAAGCCAGCCUUGAGGAAUCUGAAACUCAAAACGAAUCGCUUUGUAAGAUAUGUCGCUGUAAAACAUUGAUCCCGGAGACGAAUCACAUGGAUACUCAGGGCUCACCCGAUUGUGAAACUGAGGACGAAGUAGCCCAAGAGCUGGCCAUGCUCUUUGGGGAUGAUCGCAUCGACCUAAAUGAUAUUUUUGGCAUUGAACCCACCGCUGCGACCGAUGAUCCACAGAUUUCGGCCAUACUGGAGGAGAUUGAAAAGUCCGAUCUGCCAUGCCCCAAAAAGACUGAAGAAACACCCUCACCCACACUUCCAUCCCUCUCACCCGCUCUGGAAAGGGAGCAAGAUCUCCGUAAGAGUCGUUGGCCCUGCGAACUCUACGCCCAAAGAAGGAGGCUGAAUGCCUGUCUGAUCCGCUCAUUAGAGGCCGACUGGCGCUGUGAGGAUAGACUGAAGGACAUGUUCCGUGACCUCUUCGGCGAGGACAGCGAUGACGACUUCGCCACUCAAAUCUCGAGCCCCUCAAUCGAUAUGCUGGACGAGGUGCUGCUGGCCAGCUGCACGCGGCGGAUAUGUCCGUGGAUUGUUUGUCAGUUGAUGGGUCCUCUGCAAGAUGGUCUAAUUGCCAAUCGAUUCCUGUUCAAGAAGUUAGCCAAACUGCUGGCUAAUUCGAUUGUUAUGAUAAACCCUUAUUGCUCUGAGCAGCAAAUCAAAAAGGCAGUGGAGAGUUUGUUUUGCAUGAGGCCUGGAGGAAUUCAGAGCGCUUAUGAUCUGAGCAACCUGCCGCCCCUGGACGUGGAAAAAUUCGAUACCUAAUGGGUAUUGAUAAGUUGUAGAUUAAUAUAUUUAAGCAUCAGAAGACCCGUGUUAUCAGAAGAUAAGAAUACGCAUUUCAUUUUGCCAUAUCAGUAUUCAUUUCCAUUCAAAUUGUUGCUCGAUUAAGUUUCAAAACUUAUAGAUUUAAAAAUAAAUUAAAAGGCAAAACUAAUUUUGAGCUUCUGAGGGUAUCUAAUAUCUACCAGGGUCUGCGAUCCUAAUUUUUACUUCAAUACACUUCCCAGUUUUGAAUUUUUUUUGUAAUUAAAAAAUUAUUUGAAACACCAUCCAUUUUUUUUUUUGUUUUUGUGGUUUCUUUAAAUUAUAAUUAAUUCAAUGAUUACAAUAAUUUUUCUUGCUGCACAUCUCUUCUCAUUUUUUAUAAUUAUAUAAAUUUUAAUAUAUUUAAUAAACGAUACAUAAUAUAGUUUUCCUUUUUGACGAAAUUGCUGCGGCGGACAC